This is a messenger RNA of Oryzias melastigma (Indian medaka), 1529 nucleotides long. It is a transcript of the gene rab20, whose product is annotated as RAB20, member RAS oncogene family. Gene Ontology annotation, molecular function: GTP binding; GTPase activity. Gene Ontology annotation, biological process: intracellular protein transport. Bases 316 to 1104 code for a protein of 262 amino acids. The transcript has 2 exons. NCBI's taxonomy places the organism in Eukaryota, Metazoa, Chordata, Actinopteri, Beloniformes, Adrianichthyidae. Gene Ontology annotation, cellular component: endomembrane system. The record is from RefSeq and is a predicted model, not a curated record.
GGGUAACCACAUACUUCCGGCAGAGAUGCCUGGAAGACCUGACUCAGGGAAAAGGCCACGCCCACCCUCCCAGUUCUCGUCCGCUUCCUGUUGGACCCGAGUUAGUUUUUGAAGUUCACGCUCAGACAGCGGAUUUAACUAUGAGCCUAAGCCGGAUAAUCACGUCUCCGCGCCCCGACUGGCUUUCAUAAUAUGAUGUUUGUCACCGGAAUAUGCGAGGGACCAGACAUGAUUUUCAGAAACCAAACCAAAAACUAAUAUUUUCUGUGGGAGAAAACUAAAGGUUUCCGAAGUAACGGGAUCCUCCUCCUCAUCAUGCCCGACAACUCGAAGAUGAAGAAACCGGACGUUAAGGUUGUUCUGCUGGGAGACAUGCACGUGGGAAAGACGUCGCUCCUCCACAGGUACAUGGAAAGGAAGUUCAAAGACACCACCAGCACCGUCGGAGGGGCGUUUUUCCUCAAACAGUGGGGGCCCUACAACAUUUCAAUAUGGGACACCGCAGGCCGAGAACAGUUCCACGGUUUGGGCUCCAUGUACUGCAGAGGAGCAGCCGCCAUCAUCCUCACCUACGAUGUCACCAACUGGCAGAGCCUUUCAGAGCUGGAGGAGCGCUUCCUGUCCCUGACGGAUACCGCCAACCAUGACUGCAUCUACGCCAUAGUGGGCAACAAGGCCGAUCUCACCGACUCUAAAGCCCAGCUGUCCCCUGACUCUGAUAGUUUCUCUGAGGAUCAAACCGAGACCGUGGAAGACAGGACAGAACCUCAGGUGUUGUCCGCUUGCCCGACCCCCCCAGCCUCCCCUACUUCCCUCUCUGGCUUGGUCCUCCGCAAACAGGUAACGCGUGAGGACGCCAUGGCUCUCUAUGGAAGAAUACUGCGCUACAAAGGUCUGGAUGAGAAGAGCAGCCUGCCCGCAGACAAGAUGUGCUUCGAGACGAGCGCCAAGACCGGCUACAAUGUGGACACUCUGUUCGAGACGCUGUUCGACCUGGUGCUGCCCUCUAUCCUGAGGAAGCGGCACGAAAACCACCAGUCGCCCACGGUGGAUCUAGAGGAGUGCAGGGGGAGCGGCAAGCGGGUUCGGUCCUCCUGCUGCUGAGGGUCGAAGUCUCUAACAGCUGAUGCAUUUUUUAACCAUUCAGCUGGUCUGAGCACCAAUUCUGCACUGUAAUGGUACAACUGCCUUGACGAGUAACACAUAUAAGACUUUUUUUUGUCAAAUUUUUUUUUUUCUGGAACCUUCCACAUUGACUGAAUCUGCACUUGUGUAUCCCAAAGAUGGAUUUAAUCACUGCAAGUAAUCCAAUCUUUUCCUAUAAAAAUUCCACUGCACCAAUUGUUGCUAGUUGGGCAAUACUUUGCACUGGUUGAUUUUUUUUUUUUUUUUUUUUUUAACACCACUUCACUUUGAUGUUCAAUCACAGACACUGAGCUUUACAUUUCAUUGAAGCAAUCCAAUGUUUUCUAAAAGUGUGAAAUUUACCUGUGAAAUUUUUAAAUCCUAAUAAAGAUUUUUACUUUGCA